Messenger RNA from Lutra lutra (Eurasian river otter), 3774 nucleotides. RefSeq names its product BTB domain containing 19 (gene BTBD19). Bases 973 to 1848 code for a protein of 291 amino acids. Gene Ontology annotation, molecular function: protein binding. The record is from RefSeq and is a predicted model, not a curated record. The transcript is spliced from 9 exons. Lineage: Eukaryota; Metazoa; Chordata; Mammalia; Carnivora; Mustelidae.
CUCAGGGCUGUGUGCAGGGGGAGGGGAGGCCAUCAGCCCCGCUGGUGGGAGCCGACCUGACGCAACAGUGGUGCAACCGUGGUGACUGGACUUGGCUAGGAACCAGCGCCCAGCCUCCUGACCCCUGCUGACCCAAGUGCCCUGGGGCUUGUCCCUGGCUGGCCACACCUCUUGGGUGCCAGAGAGCCACCCCCCUCACUGGGGUUGCAUUUUUAGGGAUGCCAGAGGCCAUGACGCCUCUGUCAGAGCUGACACCACCUCACCUGACCUCCCUCUGGAAGGGACAGGACUGUCUCCUCUCAGACAAGCCAGUCUGGGCCCUAAAAACUCCAUGGGGGUGAGGAAUUUCCCUGUUCAGGGGGGUUCCCCAGGCCUCUGACUAACCAAAUACUGACCCUGUGUGCCUGUGGGGGGCAGGGGUAGGAGGGACAGGGAGUUUGAACUCUGAACCCAAGACAGGCUGGGGGCCUGGGUGCUGAGACCCUCCACUCAGCUUCUGGCCCCCUUCUGAGGGCUAAAGUUUUUCCCUGGCCCUGUGGGAGAUGGGCGGGGCCUCUCAAGCCAGGCUCCAGUUUCCGUGGAAACCCACAGGCUUCCCACCCACUGCUGCCUGGGCAGGCUCCCAGCUGGGGCCUCAUCUGCUGCCAGCUUCUCCCCAGUCCAGUCUGCUCCACCUCGGCCUCUCUUGUUCUCCUCUCUGUGUCCCCAUCCCCUAGCCCAGCCUCGGCCUCUUCCAUGGCCUCUGAUGCCUUCUUAAGGAACCUGGGCCUCUCCUGCCCCAUCCCUAAACUUUAGCUUCUCAGCAAACAGGCUUCCCAAGCUCCUGCCCCUCCCUCUCAGGCCCUUCUAGUCUCCACACCAGCUGCCAGGCCUGGCCAGGCCUCCUGCUCCUUCCCACCUACCACCUCCCACAGACCAAGAAACAACAGGCCUCCUAUUCUACCCGCUUACCCCCCUGCCCCCCCCAUCCCCAUGGAGACCCCAGGACUGGUUGUGCACGGGGAGGCUGCACCCUUCUCCACAGCACUCCGAAGCCUUCUCAACAAUCCCCAAUACAGUGAUGUGUGCUUUGUGGUCGGUCAAGAGCGGCAGGAGGUGUUCGCCCACCGGUGCUUGCUGGCCUGUAGAUGCAACUUCUUCCAACGACUUCUGGGCCCAAAGCUGGGCCCUGGGAUGCCCAGCCCUGUGGUUCUAAGCUCCGUGCCGGCGGAUGCCUUCCUGGCAGUGCUGGAGUUCCUGUAUGCCAACAGUGUCAGGCUGCACCGCCACUCUGUGCUGGAGGUGCUGACAGCGGCUGUGGAAUAUGGGCUGGAGGAACUACGAGAGCUGUGCCUGGAGUUCGUGGUGAAGGUGCUGGAUGUGGAGCUGGUUUGUGAGGCCUUGCAGGUUGCCGUAACCUUUGGCCUGGGACCGCUGCAGGAGCGCUGCAUAGCCUUCAUAGAGACCCACACCCAGAGGGCGCUCCGGACCCGCGGCUUCUUGGAGCUGUCGGCGCCCGCGUUGCUGCCCCUGCUGCGCAGCGACAAGCUCUGUGUAGACGAAGCUGAGCUCGUCCUGGCUGCCCGGAGCUGGGCGCGCGUGGGCGCGGCCGUGCUGGAGCGGCCUGUGGCCGAGGUGGCGGCCCCGGUGGUGCGGGAGCUGAGACUGGCCUUAUUGGCCCCGGCGGAGCUGAGCGCCCUGGAAGAGCAGAACCAGCGGGAGCCGCUCAUCCCGGUGGAGCAGAUCGUGGAGGCCUGGAAGUGCCACGCUCUGAGAAGAGGGGAUGCGGCCCGGGGCGCCCCGUGCCGCCGCCGGAGGGGAACCCUGCCACGGGAGCAUCAUUGCUUUCUGGAUCUGCCCUUUAAGUGACCAAGGCCGCGAUUUGCGAGGACUUCUGGGCCUGUCCCAAACUACAGCUCCCGAUAUGCCUGGCUCUCAGAAGGGGCUGCCGCCCCCAGCAUGCCCUGCGAGCCCAGAGCUGGAGGAACCGCGAUCCAUCCCGCGCCGCGCCCUGUGGGUGGGAUUAAGGGGGAGGGAAAGGAGGGGCGUGGCGUGGCUGGGGGCGUGGCGUGGCGGGGCCCCUAAGCGAUUUCCUUUGAGCUCUUACCCUGUUCUCUUCAGCGCCUCUGGCCACGUGGGCUUGGCGCCUUUACUUUUAUAACCCCAACAUGUUUUCAGCUCAGCUCCCUCUUUAUUCCAGACCUAGCUCUUGGCGAUCUCUCCCCAAACGCCGGACAGACACUUCAGACUCAGUUUGAAACUGAGCUGUCUUCUCAUCUUUCCUAAAUUCUGCCCCCGUCGUGUUUCUCAUCUACGUCAGUGUCUAAGCCAGAAACCUGCCUUGCCUUAUUGCUCCUCACAUCUGCCUCCCGUGGCUUCCACCUUCUCAGAGACUGAAAGGGUAGCGGAAUGUGCCAAUCCAAAAUAUGCCUCUUUGGUGUAAGGAUUAUUUUAAACUAUUUUGAGAAACAGCUGAAGCUGCGGAAACAGUACAAAUUGCCCUUUUGUUAGGGAAAUUUAUAUUUAAAAAGGAAAUCUCCAUUUGUAAGGGUGUCUCAUUCUCUGUACCAGAAAAAGAAGGAUGGUGAACUCACAGGAGGAUUUUGGUAGAGAAGGCACCCACUGGAAUCAGCUGAACAAAUCUUUUUUUUUUUUUUUUAAGAUUUUAUUUAUUUAUUUGACAGACAGAGAUCACAAGUAGGCAGAGAGGCAGGCAGAGAGAUGGGGGGAAGCAGGCUCCCCGCUGAGGACCCUGAGAUCAUGACCUGAGCCAAAGGCAGGGGCUAACCCACUGAGCACCGAGGUACCCCAACAAACCUUAUCUUGUUUACUGUGCUUUUCCAGGUGGCUUCCCCAGAACUGUCCUCCCUACACACUUUUCUUUCCUCCUUAGCUUAAGAUGGUUUUUCAGCAGGUUUUUAGGCCGCCUCAGAGAGUAACUCAUUUUUCCCUGGGUAUCUUCCAUGUACACAUGAGGUAUACAUGCUAAUAAACAUAUUUUUCUCUUGUUAAUCUGUCUCUCAUUACAAGAGUCUCAGCAAGAGCUCAGAUUGUAAAAGGAAAGUUGUUUUUCCUCUGCUAGGAGAUCUUUCCAGUUGGUUCAGUUCUCUUGCUUUAGUUCACCCCGUCCUAUCUAUGUCAGAAUGAAUCCAACAAGCUCUGAAAGUCUUCCUGCCUCACUCCAGCUCCACUGCCUCUGUGCCUGCCAGGCUCCUUUCCCCGCCAACCAUUUCCCACACUGCAGCCAGACUUACUUAAGAUUAUCAGCCCUACUUCCCUUUUUAAGCCACUCAACAUCCCCAUUGCUCUGAGGACAAAAUACACUUUAUUUCACUCUCGGGACACUCAGAAUUACUAGUGGUAACUCUUCUCACAACUACCAUCUUUGCAUUAAAUCACUGGUUCUGAAGCCGUAGUCCUCUGGCUGUGCACUCACUCUCUUAGUUACUGAAGACGCCCAUGCUUCCUCUCAUUCAUUACACAUUUUGUCUUCCUGAAGAUCUGAAUCUUUCUGAAGAUAGAUCCCCUGGCCUGGAGUGGCGCCUUAUUCAUUUCUUGUUCCACAGUCCCUGUCACAGUCACGUAAUCAGUGCUCUGUAAAUGCUCAGUGAUGACUUUAUUUCCUUAUUUAGAUGCUAUUUUAGUCCAUGAAGAGUUUAAAAGAGCUGUAAAACAAGACGCUAUCAAUCUGGGGCACCUGGGUGGCUCAGUGGGUUAAAGCCUCUGCCUUUGGCUCAGGUCCUGGGAUCGAGCCCCACAUUGGGCUCUCUGCUCAGCAGGGAGCCUGCUUCCUCC